AGUGUGGCAGGAUGAUAACUCCAUCACACCACUGUCUGGCAAGGACAACAUGAUCUCUCCCUGGCAGAGGUCGUUGACUCGACAGGGUACUUUGUAAAGAGGCAAGAUAGAUACUUGGUAGGUAGGCCUCGUAGACUCAAUAAUGGGGGGAAGGGAGUGAUCUGCUUCUGGCGAUGACAUCGAUGAAGUCAAAUCCCAAACCUACACUUUUCAUUGCUUGGGUCAAAGUACUUCUCAUGCGACGCCUUGCCGGAAGCAGACUGCCUGUCUCCCGAGUAGGUGCAGUGCACCCCCCCCUCAUGAAAGAAGGUCACCUGCCCAUCCCAUCCCCAGACGGCGCCCGUCUCGUCUCGUCCCUUUUUCUUCCCCUCCCCCUCUUCUUCUUUCUCCUCCUUUCUCUCUCCCUCCUUUCUUCCGGUCAUCAGUUAUCCUAUCGAUUCUCAACAACGCAACAGCUGCUUUUCGGAUCACACCCAAGUAAGCUCGUUCCUGCAGCACUGCCGAACUCUCUUCCCUGUCUCCUAGGCCUGUUCUCUGUCGUUGGAGCGUAGAGAUACAAUCCUUCCUCCCUGACUAACAUUUCUGGUUGAACAUCGUGCAGACGUUUGUCAACCAUCGUACUUCGUACUCCCAACACUCUGAUCUCAUCAUCAUCCAUCAUGUCAGACGAUCUCCAGCUCACCAAGG
Penicilliopsis zonata CBS 506.65 is the source of this 687-nucleotide messenger RNA. RefSeq lists its product as hypothetical. Lineage: Eukaryota; Fungi; Ascomycota; Eurotiomycetes; Eurotiales; Aspergillaceae. The record is from RefSeq and is a predicted model, not a curated record. The coding region runs from base 174 to 551 and encodes 125 amino acids. The transcript has 2 exons.